AACUUCCGCCCGCGAAACCCUGACUACCGCCCUCGCUUCCGCCCGCCUCUGCUCCCUUCGCCACCAUGGGUCCGCCCGGCUUCGUUUCCAGGCCUUUCAGUUCCCCCUCUCGGCUCCUUCCUCACCGCCGCUCGCCAUGCCCGGUUCUUCGGUGCCCCGGCGCGGCCCGGCCGCCGCCGCCUCGCCCCCGCCCCAAGUCUCGGUCUUCCCUUCGCCGCAGGAGCUGGGCUCGGCCCUGGCCCAGCUGGUGGCCCAGCGGGAGGCCGAGUCCGGCGGGCCUGGUGGGCGUUUCUCGCUGGGGCUGUCCGGGGGCAGCCUGGUGCGGAUCCUGGCCCAGGAGCUGCCCGCCGUGGCCGCCGCCCCUUCCCGCUGGCUCCUGGCUUUCGUGGACGAGCGCCGGGUCCCGCUCAACGACCCGGAGAGCAACUACGGCGCCUACAAGACUUUUCUCCUUCCUAAAUUUGCUGUACCCGAGGACCAAAUUGUUGUAAUCAAUCCUUCACUGCCAGUGGAAGAGGCAGCUGCAGAUUAUGCUACAAAGCUGAAAGAGGCCUUCCAGGGAGAAGACAUGCCUGUGUUUGACCUCUUAAUCUUGGGAGUCGGGCCUGAUGGGCAUACUUGCUCCCUUUUUCCGGAUCAUCCCCUCUUACAGGAGCGGGAGAAGAUUGUGGCAGCAAUUAGCAAUUCCCCAAAGCCCCCUCCGGAGCGGAUCACGCUGACCCUGCCGGUGCUGAAUGCAGCAAGGAGCGUGGUGUUUGUUGCCACUGGAGACAGUAAGGCGGCUGUGAUAAAGCGUAUAUUGGAAGGUGAUGAAGAAAACCCAUUGCCGGCUGCCCUUGUCCAGCCUCAUACCGGGAAGCUCUAUUGGUUUUUGGAUGAGCCAGCUGCGAAGGAGUUGACGAUCCCUUUCGAGAAGCACUCCAUCUUGUAGAAGGUCUUGUCCAGCAACCUUUUGGGUUGAAGGGGAGAUCCACCAUGUGCGGGUUGUGAGGAGAGCCCAGCCCGUUAACAUUCCAGGUCACAGUCUCCACGUCUGGUUGUAGCGCUCAGGAGCGGCACGAUAAACUAACACUGUCUUUCUCUCUCUCUCUUCUCCCUCUCCUUCUGCCUUUUCUUUUUUUAAAAGAAGUGGUACAUUUGUGGAGCACUGUGUAAUGAAUAGGAUUAUUUCUUUAGCUGGAGCAAAGUGUGAAAUGGGAACGCUUGGGUCAAACUGCUUGUUGUAAACAGAGUCGCAGGCAACGACAUUACAGUCUUUUAUCAUGUGAACGGUCUAAUGUGGUGUCAAGUGAAUGCACAAUUAAAGACAUAAAUUAAAGCCACCCUGUGCUGGCACAAUGUG
Messenger RNA from Pogona vitticeps (central bearded dragon), 1342 nucleotides. The record is from RefSeq and is a predicted model, not a curated record. NCBI's taxonomy places the organism in Eukaryota, Metazoa, Chordata, Lepidosauria, Squamata, Agamidae.